Messenger RNA from Spirodela intermedia, 4667 nucleotides. The record is from the annotation of a GenBank genome assembly. Lineage: Eukaryota; Viridiplantae; Streptophyta; Magnoliopsida; Alismatales; Araceae.
AUGCCGACAGGGUAUUCUAUCCUCGACAACCGACCUCUUGAUCAUUGGAAAGUGACUGAGCUGAAGGAGGAACUUCGGAGAAGGAAACUUACCACAAAGGGUUUGAAGGAGGACCUAGUCAAACGGUUGGAUGAAGCAGUUCGAAAUGAGAGGGCGCUGCUCAGGGGACAGGAACUGGUCAGCCAUUUUGAUCUUCAGCCCAAGCCACAGGAUAACCACGGAGUGCUGGAUCCCCACCCAGUAGAGAACGUUCAAAUAGAAAAGAAUACAGUUGAGACUGUUUUACAUUUUGGUAGUAACAGAUCUGAAAAUCAGGUGGUCAUGGUUGACAUCAACGCUGACAUUCAGGAUUCUGAUUUUGGAAUGGAAUUCCAUCACGAGAAGCCUGUGGGAACUGUUGAUUUGGAUGAAAAAACUGAAGAGAAAGUGGCUUGUGGAACUGAAACAGCAGAUAGCAUCACCGAAAAGGAACUUAAUGUCAGUAAAUCAGAAGCAAACGGUGCAGAUUACAGGGACGAGACAGAGAACAUGUAUUCAGAAACUUCCGUUAAAGACGCCAAACUUGACACGGCUGUGCAAGAAAACCAGGUAUCCGAGGUCAGCCUUGACUUAGGACUUCAAGUAAAGUGUGACUCAAUUUCUACUGAUUCUGUAUCAUUAAAUGAAAAGAUUGUACUAAAGGAUGAUUUGAAUGCUAAUAAUUUCCAUUUAGAAGAAGAACUUGUUAAGACAGAAGUGGUGCAAUCAUCUUCCAGCCAUGUUGCUCCCGUUGGUGGUGACUUGCAGCCAUUGAAUGUUGAUCAAGAGCCAGAUGAUAACAAGGUGUCUUUUGAAGAAGAAGAUGAUAUUACAGACACCACAAAUGAGGACCAUAGCAAGAAAAUUGGUGGUUCUCCUGAAAAAUUAAACUUAGACAGGAGUUCCGGUGAUGAGUCGAUGGAGGAGGAUGUUUUGGAUACUAAACAGAUCGAGGCCAAUAAUAAUUCUGAUGAAGUUGGUGAUGUGCAAGAGGUUCGGGAUCUUCAUGUCGUGAAAGAGGAGACUCCAGCUGAUGCUGUGCCAGGUGGAUUCUCUCCUGAUAAGAAAGAUGUUGUUUCUGAGGGAGAAAUGAGGCCUGUGGUUUCAACAGAGAAAAGAAAACUAGAAGGUAAUGUUCUUUGGUAGUCGCACUAUGAAUGUUACUCAUAUCCUUUAAGUCAUAUUGUGUUUAGGUUUUCCCUUGGAACAUGGAAUUUCAAAUUUACCUGUCAAACAUAACCUGAUCGAUCGUUUUGCUAGUAUAUCAUGCCCUUAUAUAUUUGUAAUGCCCUUUGUAGGAUUACUUUCCUAUAAGUUCUCUCAUUAUCUUGGCUUACACUUCCAGAAGAUUCUAAGUUUUUGGUAUGUUAGGAAAAAAAUCUGCUCAUAACCUAACACUUCUUAUGGCCAUUCCAUUUUAGCCUACGGCUUCUUAUUCGUACUAGAUGGCAUAGCAGUAUCAAACUCAUGUAUUUUUUUAAUAUGUUAAAAUGCUGACUCGUAAACCUUGCUUAGUUUUCAUCUGUUCGUGAAUCUUUGUAUGUGGUAAACUCAAAAAACAAAACAAAGUAGAUGUGGUAUGAGCACUUGACAACACAGAGUAAAAGUAUUACUGUAGAAGGAAUUAUCUAGAAAAAUCUGUGUAGAGACAAGAUAUGAAGUUCAUCUUGUGAAACCUACAAAAAAAAUAGAAAUUGUCUUGAUUUUGAAGGUAACCUUGCUUCUUCUGUCCACCAGUUGCCCCUUUCUCCAUUUGAAGGAAAUGUCUUGAUUUUGGCUGAUUUUCUGAGAGUUUGAUACGGGAAUCGGAUAAGAAAUGGUUAUCAGAAAAUUUUGGAGUCUUUCAAAUGUCAGUCUUGAGGGGGAGACUUUGGCUGCGAGAUUCCAGCAUGCGUUUGACAUAUUUAUUGACACUAAAAUAGACUUACUAGUUAUGGGCGGCAAACAGAUGGCACCGUGUAUCUUACUGAGGUUUCGCUCUGUCUUCCCCUUAGACUGUAAAAGGGCCUUUCUUAGGGUCAUCAUAUUAAUUUCAGUUCGACAAUUGGUGAUAGGGCAUUGGUGCCCCAAGUGCGGAUGCCUGUAUUCAAUCUCUCAUGUGGUUUAUCUAAAAUUUCUUAGCAAUUUCUAUUUUAUCCUAUAACUUGGAUGACAAUCACUAUCUAGAUUUCCUUCUAUCGGAAAUCAUCCAGUCAACCAUCUCACAUAUUCAUAUCAAGAAACUACAAUUACUUGUGUUUAGAAUCCUGCAUUAGAUUCAUUAGAGUAAAAGGUACCGUUUUUGUAAGUAGGAACAUGGUUUUUGAAAGAAAGAUUGUUGUGGAUGGACCUAGUCCAUUCACGGCCUUGCUUUAAAGUGAACCGUUCUUAUCUGCAAGGGGAUUUGCAUGGGAACUAAGGAUGAAUGAUUUUCUGUGGGAACUUGUGAUCUUCUUUAUGGCAACAGCUAAACGGAAUGUUUCAACACAAUGGCAGUGUUGUUGAAAAAAUUUCUGGUUGAUUUUCAUCCUUCCAUGGUUGAUUAUCGAUCAUUAUGUAGAACAUGUUUGGAACAGAAAAAAAAUUAACAUUGAUGUACGAUUUUUCCACCAAAUAUUAGAAACUUUAUCGUGCCUAGAUGUCAGGGUCACAGGCAACUACGACAUCAAUUAUUUUUCUUUACUCGCGCAUUUUUCUUUGAUUUUGUUUGUUUAAUGAAAGAGCUAGAGCUGACAACAUUUCUUGAAGACUGUUGUCGUCAUAAUUAGAGUUUGUCCACAGAAAUGAUCACAUAUUUCGCAUAGAAGGAAACGUCUGGAUGUUCGUUGAGGAAAAAUCUAAUAUUCAUUGGUCAGGGUGUUUGCUUUGUGAAUCAGAUUUGUAGUUUCUUGCUCUGGAAGUUCGUGAAUAACCAAACUUGGAUGAGAAAUGGAUAAUACGUUCGUUGCCAAGGAUUGCUUGUGUAGUUUUUUUUCUCUGUUUUAGGUCGUUAGACAUCACAUUGCUGAGCUUGAGACUGUGACUUCUGGGCAUUUUCUUUUAUCAUCAACAAUCCCCGGGCCCUCAGACGUUCUUGCACGUCAAGAUAUUUUUCUGCCAUUAUUUCGAACAUCUCGAGCUUGUUCUACUGAACUCUGUUACAUGUUGUAUCUUGAUCUCUGCUAUGAAAGGCUUUUUGAUCUGUUGUUCGUCAAUAAUAUAUGCGUCUCUGCAAUGAAGGGCUUAUUUUUUUGUAUAAAAAUCACCUGAGUCAAGAUAUUAACUCGGUGUGCAAUAAUAAUAAUAAGCUCUCCUGUCUUUCGACUGUUUUGCACAGACCAAGGCUCUCUCGGCACCGCCGAGCCCAUCAAGAGGCAGCGCCGCUGGAACUCAGAAUCCAUAAAGAUCCCCGAACCGCAACCUUCUAACCAGACCUCUGUGGCUACUACUCCCAAGGAGGCACUUCAGCCGACACCUAGACGUGCGUUGAACAGGACCAUCUCAGGGCUUGAUGGAGAUUCUCCAAGGGAACGUGUUGGUGGGUUCCUGCCUUCUUCCCACUUUGAUUUGAUAUCCGAGUUUUAACCCUAGUGUUGCUGUUCUAAUACCCUUUUUUUCCUCUCUCUCUCUCUCUCCUUUGGCAGUGCCGCCAUCGCAGAAGACGGCGACGAAUUCCCUUAGGAUCGACCGUUUUCUGCGCCCUUUUACCCUGAAGGCUGUUCAGGAGUUGCUGGCGAAGACGGGGACGGUGUCCAGCUUCUGGAUGGACCACAUCAAGACUCACUGCUAUGUCACUGUAUGCUCUUUUAUCCUCGCCAUUGCCUUUAUUUAUGGAUGAUACCUGCCCGUUGUUUGCUUCUCAUCUGUGUCUGCAACGCUUUGGAUCGCUGGAACAUUGGUGGAAGAUUGCUUCUCGGUCUGGUGAAUGGAGUGUAUUAUUUAUUAUAUAUGUUAGUUCCUCAUGGGAAGUUAUCAGAUCAGUUGAGGAGUGGAGUCUGCUGCCCAUCUUGGGUAGUGUUCGUUGGCAGCUUCCUUGAUUCAGAAAAAAAAUAUAGCAUUUAUCGCUUCUUUGAUUGAUCCAGGGCAUCUACUUUUUUUUUUGGGAGGGGGGGGGGGGUUGGUCAACGGGGGGGCUGUUCUCCUGUUCUUCUUUGUUUUAUUGUCAGCUCAUCCGGCAACAUUCUGCGAUUGAUUCUCUGCAGUACUCAUCAGUGGAGGAGGCUGUGGCUACAAGAAAUGCCGUCUACAAUCUCCAGUGGCCGCCCAACGGGGGCCGUCUUCUCGUCGCCGAUUUCGUUGACCCUCAGGAAGUCAAAUCCCACGUGGAAGCACCCCAGUCGCCGGCUCCCACAACCCCGGGUGCUGCCGCCACCGCCGUGCCGUCACCCAUGGCCGUGGAGCGUCCUCCUGCGCUGCCCCUCCCCAACAGGCAGCAGCAGGCUCCGGCGGUGUCUCCAGUCAACCCUCCCCCGCCACCGGAAGCUUCGCAGACGCCGCCGGCGAGGGAGCAGCUCCCCCCUCCGCCACCACUCUCGCAGAAGAAGCAGCAAGAUCAGCCUAUCCUCACCCUCGACGACCUCUUCAAGAAGACGCGGGCCUCGCCGCGUAUCUACUACCUGCCUCUCUCCGAGGAGCAGGUCGCCGCCAAGGUGGCCGCUUCUCAGGGGAGAAGCACCGGGGCCCUUGUGUGA